GCGAUCCUCGCGAUGAUCCCAGCCUCUCCGCUGCGGAGCCUCAGCCUCAGGUCGCUGCGCGAGACCCGGGGAAGCUCGGACAGGCCGUCGGUUUGCAGUUCUGACCUCAGCAGCAGCUGGCCGGCCCCCUUCGACAGCUACGAGUCCUGGGAGCUCGAGAGCGAAGCGGGAGAGCCUGGCGAGGGUCCGGCGAGUUGCUGGCAAGCGUUUCGGCGGAAGUGCGCGGGCAUCGUGGGGUCUUAUGCCUUCAACACCUUUAUUGGCGCAUGCAUCAUAUCAAAUUGUGCGACGAUCAAUCUCGAGCAACAUGGUCGGCUCCAGCACGGGGCCGACAGCGUGUCUACUACGCUUGUUGCGGUGGAGGAUGGGUUUCUUGUGGUGUACUCGCUUGAGCUCGCCAUGCGCUACUUGGGCAUGGGAUGGCGGUGUCUCCGGAACCGCUGGGUACUGUUCGACACUUUAUUGGUGGUGAUCGGAGUAUGUGUCAGAUUGGGCAGUGCUUUGCUUAGUGACGACAUGGCAGGGGCAAGCACAUUUGUGAUGUUUCGGACGGUGCGGCUAGUACGUUUGGCGCGAGCUCUCAAUCUGGUCAAAUUGAAGGUCUUCUGGACGUUAUUACGGGGGCUGGUGGGCUCUGCAGACACGAUGUUCUACACCCUGAUCGUCCUCGCGAUGAUGCUGUACAUAUUCGCCGCCAUCGGCCUGGACGUCGUCACCCUGAGAUACCGAGACCGCAAUUACGUCAACCAGCCUGAGGUUGAGAGAGUUGUUGAAGAGUAUUUCGGGUCAAUGACCGACACGAUGCUCACAAUCUUGCAAUUCCUAUGCCUUGACAGUGUGGGUGAAAUCUACAGGCCGUUGAUAAGGAAUGACUUGAGUCUGGCGUUGUAUUUUGUGCUCAUUAUCCUAAUUCUCCCGAUCGUGCUCUUGAAUCUCGUCACCGCUCUGACAGUGAACAGUGCCAUGGAGGAGGCAGCCAACGACAAGUUGGCAAGGAAGGAGCAGGAGGCACACAGGAAGCGGACCCUCCUCAAGAAGGCCAAGGAGCUGUUUGUGGCGCUGGAUGGCGACUGCUCCAAUGCCAUCAGCCGCGAAGAGAUGGAGGCCGUCGACGAGGAGGGGAAGGGCCUACUGUGCGAGAUCUGUGGGAACGUCGAUCCGCUUACCAUGUUCGAUCUCCUGGACGUCGACGGGAGCGGCGAGCUGGACAUCGACGAGUUCUGCGGCGGCGUGUUGAAGUUCAUCAGCUCCGGGGAGUCCCUCGAGAUGCUGCGCAUGCAGGGCCAGGUGCAGCUGCUUGCUGCGGGGCACAGUCAGAUCAGCACAGCGCUGUCCGGCAUCUUGGAGCUCGUGGACGACCCGCAGGCGCCACCCGCGGUCGGGACGCAGCCGGCGCUGCGGCCCGGACGCACGAGGAGGCUCUCCCAGCCCAGGCGCCCGGAGCCGCAGCCGCCGCCCCGGGCGCCCGCGGACGGCCCGGCGACGCGGAGCGAGAACGCCGCGCUGCAGCGGCGGCUCGAGCUGGCCGAGGCCCUGCUCGCCGAGCUCGCCGCCGAGGCCGGCGGCCCCGGGGGCGCGGCGGGGGCCGGCGGCGGCGGCGAUCAGGCGUUCCAGACCGUUCUGGCCUGGGACGGCGCGCCCUCGCGUGCCGGGAGCCCCGCGAGCACGGAGGUCGCGCCCGCGCCCGAGCCGCCCGAGCCAGUGUUGUACGAGAGGGUCUUGCGGGACGAGGAGAGCAAGAGCCCGUGA
Molecule: messenger RNA, 1749 nt
Organism: Prorocentrum cordatum
Lineage: Eukaryota; Dinophyceae; Prorocentrales; Prorocentraceae
Source: the annotation of a GenBank genome assembly